Messenger RNA from Amphibalanus amphitrite, 4163 nucleotides. RefSeq names its product AP-2 complex subunit alpha-like (gene AP-2alpha). The record is from RefSeq and is a predicted model, not a curated record. Bases 200 to 3061 code for a protein of 953 amino acids. Gene Ontology annotation, cellular component: membrane coat; AP-2 adaptor complex. Lineage: Eukaryota; Metazoa; Arthropoda; Thecostraca; Balanomorpha; Balanidae. Gene Ontology annotation, molecular function: clathrin-cargo adaptor activity. Gene Ontology annotation, biological process: clathrin-dependent endocytosis; intracellular protein transport. The transcript has 18 exons.
UGAUAAUUUGGUAGCAAUUCACGCCACGAAGGGGGUGGAUGUCGGAUUGGAAGGGGCGGUUCGGGUCGGUGGCCGGUGAAAUUGAGGUGUUUGUGUAAUGUGUUUUGUGGUUUCCUUUCUUUGAAGGCAUAAUAUUUUGGUCAACCGACAUCUCUGGAGUUCGAUUCUUCAAAAGUGAGGCCUGUAAAAGUCUGGCAGGAUGCCUGCCGUCCGGGGAGAUGGUAUGAGAGGGCUGGCUGUCUUCAUUUCUGAUAUCAGAAAUUGCAAGAGCAAAGAAGCUGAAAUUAAGAGGAUAAACAAAGAAUUGGCAAACAUUCGUGGGAAGUUCAAAGGUGACAAAACAUUGGAUGGGUAUCAGAAGAAGAAAUAUGUGUGCAAGCUGCUCUUCAUUUUCCUCUUGGGCCAUGACAUUGACUUUGGCCAUAUGGAGGCAGUCAAUCUGCUGUCCUCAAACAAGUACACAGAGAAACAAAUUGGCUACCUGUUUAUUUCGGUGCUCAUCAACACAAACUCUGAUCUUAUCAAGCUCAUCAUACAAAAUAUCAAAAAUGACCUGGCUUCCAAGAACCCUGUGCACGUCAACCUGGCGAUGCAGUGCAUUGCCAACAUCGGCAGCAAAGACAUGGCCGAGGCGUUCGGCCAGGAGAUCCCGCGCCUGCUCGUCUCCGCAGACGCCAUCGACGUGGUCAAACAGUCGGCGGCGCUCUGUCUGCUGCGUCUGUUCAGAACCAGUCCGGAGGUGAUCCCGAGCGGCGAGUGGACCUCGCGGAUCAUCCACCUGCUCAACGACCAGCACAUGGGCGUGGUGACGGCGGCCGUCAGUCUGAUCGAGGCGCUGGUCCGCCACAGCUCGGAGGAGUACCGCGGCUGUGUCAGCCUGGCCGUCUCGCGGCUCAGCCGGAUCGUCACCUCCAGCUACCAGGACCUCCAGGACUACACCUACUACUUCGUGCCGGCGCCCUGGCUGUCGGUCAAACUGCUGCGGCUGCUGCAAAACUACCCACCGCCUGACGACCCGGGCGUGCGCGGCCGGCUGAACGAGUGUCUGGAGACCAUCCUGAACAAGGCCCAGGAGCCGCCCAAGUCCAAAAAAGUGCAGCACUCGAACGCCAAGAACGCGGUGCUGAUGGAGGCCAUCAGCCUCAUCAUUCACUCGGACAGCGAGCCUCAGCUGCUGGUGCGCGCCUGUAACCAGCUGGGUCAGUUCCUCACCCACCGGGAGACCAACCUGCGCUACCUGGCGCUCGAGUCCAUGUGCCUGCUGGCCACCUCCGAGUUCUCGCACGAAGCCGUGAAGAAACAUCAGGAGACCGUCAUCAACGCGCUCAAGACUGAGCGAGACGUUUCGGUGCGCCAGCGGGCCGUGGACCUGUUGUACGCCAUGUGUGACCGCACCAACGCCGAGACCAUCGUCCAGGAGAUGCUCAACUACCUCGAGUCGGCCGACUACUCCAUCCGAGAAGAGAUGGUGCUGAAGGUGGCGAUCCUGGCCGAGAAGUACGCCAUGGAUUACACCUGGUACGUGGACGUCAUCCUCAACCUGAUCCGGAUCGCCGGCGACUACGUCAGCGAGGAAGUCUGGUACCGUGUCAUCCAGAUUGUCGUCAACCGAGAGGACGUGCAGGGAUACGCGGCCAAGACGGUGUUUGAGGCGCUGCAGGCGCCCGCCUGCCACGAGAACAUGGUCAAAGUGGGCGGCUAUAUUCUGGGCGAGUUCGGUAACCUGAUCGCCGGCGACGCCCGCUCGGCGCCCGCAGUACAAUUCAAACUGCUCCAUUCCAAGUACCACCUGUGCUCGGCGCCGACGCGAGCGCUGCUGCUCUCCACCUACGUCAAGUAUAUCAACCUGUUUCCGGAGAUAAAGUCCCAGAUCCAGGACGUGCUUCAUUCGGACAACAACCUGCGGUCGGCGGACGCGGAGCUGCAGCAGCGCGCCUCCGAGUACCUCAGCCUGUCUGUGCACGCCACCACAGACGUGCUGGCAACAGUGCUGGAGGAGAUGCCGCCCUUCCCGGAGCGCGAGUCUUCCAUCCUGGCCAUCCUGAAAAAGAAGAGCGGCCGCAUCCCGGACAUCAGCAAAACGCCGCGGGCCGCCAACCCGCACGCCAGUGAGAGGCCACAGGGUCUGGGCACCUCCGACACGCCGACGCUGCUGAGCACGGCCGGUGGAGCCGUGCAGCCCCCGUCGGCAGCCGCGCCGACCAACACCGGCCUGCUGGUGGACGUACUGGGGGACCUGGGAGGCGGCGGCACGUCCACCGCGGCCGCCCCGCCGGCCACCAACGGAGCGCACCCGGCCAGUCCGGCCGGCGGGGACUACGGCGCCGCCGCCGCAGCCGUGCACGACCAGCAGGCCGCUGUGAAAAAGUUCAUCUGCAAGAACAACGGCGUGCUGUUUGAAAACGACAUUCUGCAGAUCGGUAUCAAGAGCGAGUACCGGCUGAACCUGGGACGGGUCGGCAUCUUCUUCGGCAACAAGACGCCGAUGGCGCUAACGGGUUUCAGCACAUCGGUGACUCUGCCUGACGGCCUGACCAACCGGCUGACGGUCCAGGCCAAGCCCGUGGACGACAACAUUGACGGAGGAGCUCAGGUGCAGCAGACCGUCAACUUUGAGCUCAUCGAGGAGUAUGUGGGCAUGCCGGACCUCUCCGUCAGCUUUAUGUACAGCGGAGUACAGCAGAAGCUACACCUCAAGCUGCCCGUCACGCCCAACAAGUUUAUCGAGCCGACCGAAAUGAACUCGGAGGCGUUCUUCGCCCGCUGGAAAAACCUGAGCGGUCCGGCUCAGGAAGCACAAAAGAUCUUCAAGGCCAAGCUGCCGAUGGACGCCAGCCUGGGCGGCCGUCUGGCCGGCUUCGGCAUGCAGCUGCUGGAGGGCGUCGACCCGAACCCGGAGAACUUUGUGUGUGCCGGCAUCCUGCACGGGCGCGGCGUGCAGGUGGGCUCGCUGCUGCGGCUCGAGCCCAACAAACAGGCGCAGAUGUACCGGCUGACGAUCCGCUCCAGCAAGGAGAAGACGUCCCAGGUGCUCUGUGAUCUGCUGGUCGACCAGUUCUAGUGACGUCUGCGUCCCCCGGGCGGCCGCGGCCGGUCUCUGCCGCCGCCGCCGCCGCUGCCCCAUUCCAGCCGCGCGCCCCUCGGUGGUGCGGCGCGCGCCGGCCGCCCGGCGCCGCGUGUGUGACUGUCUGAGCCGCGCGCCGGGCCGAGAGGAGCACCACCACCCCCCUCUGCCCCUCCAGCUGUCCCCUCCCCUAACCCGUACCGCCGUGGCACCCUGUAUCCGUGUCGUCCUCGCCCCCUACUCUCCUUGCUAUCUGCCGGUGACAAUGUAGUGCUGUUGUCGACAAUCCCAGCUUUACCCUCUUGUACCCUUCAGCCUGUUGGCCGUAUAUCUCCCCAGUAUGAGCGGAUAGUUCCAUGCUUCCUGUCUGCGCGAGCGUAUGAUCGUAUACACACACACAUACACACUCCUGUCGUCGAGGGCGGUAUAGUGUUGGUUAUUGUUUUGAUUUGUUAUUGGCUUAUGUGGAUAUAUUGUAUUAGGAUAUGACUAUGGAUAUAUGCCCGGAGCGCAGCGGCGACUACUUCAGGCCACUGAGGAGUGGACGGCGGCUGAAGGGCGCCGUUUAGCACGGCAGGCGCGUCCGCGGGGCGGCGGGGGAGUGGUCUGAUGACGACGGCUGGCGGAGCUUUGCAAGGACUGAGACUGUCCGGAAUCACUAGCUGCGCCGGGCUGAGACACUGCUGGUCCGGGCUGAGACCCGGCUGAUCUGAGGGUUCAAGCCCGGCCGGUCUGUGGUCUGAGACCCGGCCAGUCCCCGAACUCAGAUCCUGCCGGCAUAUGAGUCUAGACCCGGCCGGCCUGCGAGUCGAGACCCAACCAGUCCGUGAGUCCAGACUCGGCCGGUUUGAGAGUCCUGACCCGACUGGUCUUGUGAGUCUAGACUCGGCCGGUCUGUGAGUCGAGACCCAACCAGUCAGUGGUCUGAGACCCGACCGGUCUGUGGUCUAAGACCCGGCCGGCCAGUGGUCUCAGACCCGACCAGUCCACUGAGACCCGCUCUCACCGUCUCACCACGGCUCCGCUGCCCUCUCGACCGGACACACCGGACCCAGCGGCGCGCCGCCCCACGUCGGCUUCAAUAAAUCUGUGUACCUCG